Messenger RNA from Daphnia pulex (common water flea), 10736 nucleotides. RefSeq names its product dystonin-like. The coding region runs from base 387 to 10586 and encodes 3399 amino acids. The transcript has 37 exons. The record is from RefSeq and is a predicted model, not a curated record. Gene Ontology annotation, cellular component: membrane; cytoplasm; intermediate filament. NCBI's taxonomy places the organism in Eukaryota, Metazoa, Arthropoda, Branchiopoda, Diplostraca, Daphniidae. Gene Ontology annotation, molecular function: microtubule binding; calcium ion binding; structural molecule activity. Gene Ontology annotation, biological process: wound healing; intermediate filament cytoskeleton organization.
AUGACCAUUGUCAUUGUUUUUUACGCUCCAGUUUAUGCCACAUGUUGCUUGUUGCAAAUGCAAUAUGAAAUUCUUUAUUACUGGUUAAUUCAUCUAUUUCGUUUCAAUCCAUUCCCAUAAACACCUUUUCCUGCCUUUAUAUUGAAUUAUUUACAGUGUGUGUUUGUUGUUUUUCCAAAUUGGGCGUCGUGCCGCUUUCAGCAGUGCACCUUAGCACUUAUAUAUGCUUAUUCCUAUACCAUGCUUAUUCUGUCAAUUAACCAACAAGCUUAGGGUUGCUAAUUGUAAAUACUACGUUUUGUCCUGCCGUUUUUUCGGCACCAUGCUUUGCCUUUCUCUAUCGCUAGUUAAAGUGGUUGGACUUUAGACUUAACAAUCCACGAGAAAUGUACAGCAAUCUUGAAUCAACUCUGCAAGGCUACGAAGAAAGUUUGUCUAAAUUCAAAGAUGAACGAGAUUCCAUUCAGAAAAAAACGUUCACCAAAUGGGUCAACAAGCACCUGAAAAAGAUUGGGCGGCGUGUGGACAACCUCUUUGAAGACCUUCGUGAUGGACAUAACCUCGUUUCGCUUCUUGAAGUUCUCUCUGGCGAUAACCUGCCCCGUGAAAGAGGUCUGAUGCGAAUCCACAUGUUGCAGAACGUGCAGACGUCGCUCGAUUAUCUCCGCUAUCGCAAGAUUAAGUUGGUCAACAUCCGUGCCGAGGAUAUUGUCGACAGCAAUCCAAAGUUGACUCUAGGUUUAAUAUGGACCAUUAUUCUCCACUUCCAGAUAUCGGACAUCAUGGUGGGCCAAGACGAAUCAUUGACAGCUCGAGAAGCUCUUUUGCGAUGGUCGCAGCGUUCCACUGCCAAGUACCCGGGUGUCCGAGUAAAAAAUUUUACCUCCUCCUGGAAAGAUGGCCUGGCGUUUAACGCCAUCAUCCAUCGCACUAGACCUGAUUUGGUUGAUUGGCGUUCGUUGAAGACUUGUGACAUUCGCGACCGACUGGAAUCUGCCUUUAGCAUCGUGGAACGCGAGUACGGCGUCACACGACUUCUCGAUCCCGAAGGUAAACUGAUACUACACUCAACCACACUAGCCGAUGUUGACACUUCCGAACCGGAUGAGAAGUCGUUGAUUACCUACAUUUCGUCGCUCUAUGAUGUUUUUCCUAAUCCACCGGCCUUACACCCUCUUUACGAUCCGGAAGCGCAGAAAAAAUACGGUGACUAUCGAGAUUUAUCGAGUUCUUUUCGCAUCUGGAUUCGCGAAAGCACGCUAUUGAUGCAAGAUCGGAACUUCCCCAGCACACUCGUGGAAGUCAAAAGCUUGGCACUGGAGUCGAAAAGAUUUCGGACGGAUGAGAUACCGCGUCGAUCUAGAGAGAAACAGCGCCUUGACCAACUUUAUAAUGACAUUGAGAAGUUCUUAGAAGAAACGGAAGAGAUCUUAGAACCUGAUUUGCGACCCGAAACUUUUGAAUGCGAUUGGAACCAACUUUUGUUGUUACAACAGGAACGUGACGACGCCAUCCAUAGGGAGAUUGAACGGUUAGAGAAACUUCAGCGAAUCGCCGAGAAGUUGCACCGUGAAGCCAAGCAGUUUGAUAUCCAGUUGGAUGAUGUUGAAACCCGGAUCGAUGAAGAAGCCAAGCGGAUAGAUCGACAUCUUGUAGGGGAUGCCGCGAAGAACUGCGAUAUUCUCAGUGGCGAAUUGGCCACCAUCGAAGAGUCCAUAAAAAAUAUGUUUGCCGAAGUCCAGGUCCUUAAGGACGGUAGUUAUAAUCAGGCAGGCGAUCUUCUCAAGCGAGUUAAACGAAUCCAUCAUUCCUGGGAGUUGAUCAAUGCCGUGUUCCAGACGCGAUUGCUCGAAAUCUUGCCUUCAUUGACAUCUUCCGAUACCGAACGAUCCUCGAGCUCCUCCCUGGAAUCCCGUCUUAUUGAGACCAACCAACACUUUGAAUUCCUCCGUGAAUGUUCAGAAUGGGUUCAAUCCCAGUUGACGCAAAUGGAGAAAGCCGCGCAUGGUACUGAUUUGUCCAGUGUUGGAACCGAACUGGAUUUACAUUUGAAGAUGCACCAAUCUGUUGAUGAAUUCCAAGGAAAUCUAGAAAAAUGCAUAUCGAAUAAGAAUAAAUUUCAAGGUGAGGAGUCGCCCAUUUACGUGCAUUACUUGGAGAUUCUCCAACAGUCCUAUAGUGAGCUAACGAUGCUCAGCAAAAAACGAUUGGUGGACUUGCAGAGCUUGCAAGAAUUCAUACUGUCCGUUAUGACGGAGCUCGCUUGGCUCAACGAGAAGGAGGAGGUUGAAAUUUCUCGCGACUGGUCCUCCAAGUUGCUCAACCUUAUCGAAAUCCAAACUUAUUAUGAGGAAUUGAUGAGCGAUUUGGAAAAGCGCGAAAUUCAAGUGAGUGCAGUUCAUGGUCGAGGCGAAGCCCUUGUGAAACAUCAUCCAGCCUUUGAGUGUGUCGAAACCUUCAUGCUGACCUUGUCGUCCAAAUGGAAAUGGCUCCUGCAGUUGACACUUUGCCUGGAAACUCAUCUGCGCCAUGCGACUUUCUACGAAAAUUUCUUCACCGAGGUCCGAAAAUGCGAAGAGUGGUGCAUUAAACAGGAUCAGCUGUUGAAUAGCACCUACAGCCAAAGUGGUUUUACGUUGGACGAAGGAGAACAACUCUUGAGAGAAAUGCAGGACCUUCGAGAUGACUUGAGCCAUUACAGCAAAGUUGUUGAGGAACUUUGUGAGAGCAGCCUGGAAGUGGUUCCACUCAAACAGAGAGGAUCGCCGUUGCAAAAGCCUGUCGCUGCUAAAUGCGUUUGCAUCUACAAACAACAUGAGGUCAGUAUCGGCAAGGACGAAAAGUUUGAUUUGGUCGAUAAUAUUUCGGCAAGGACAUGGAAAGUCGUCACGGGCAAUGGACUCGAAUACCAAGUGCCCAGUGUGUGUCUUCUGAUUCCACCACCAGAUAACGAAGCGAUUGAAGCUGCCGAACUUCUCAAACGCCAAUACUAUCAGUGUGAGGCCCUUUGGAUCAGGAAGCAAAUGCGAAUGAGUCAGAACAUGAUUUUUGCCACCAUCAAAGUUGUCAAGAGCUGGGAUGCUCCUCAAUUUAUGGCCGUGGGCAAAGAUCAACGCGACGCCAUCCUAAAAGCGCUUAACGAAGACACCGAAAAGCUUUUGCAACAAGGAGAUCCUAGUGACCCACAAUUACGAUGCCUUCAGCGGAAGAUUGAAGAAGUCAACCAACUUUUUUGUGAUUUUGAGAGGCGUGAAGCUACGUGCAACCGACCGGAAUUAAGCCAAUCGGCCAUCGACGAUCACUUGGCGACUUUGCAGAUGAAACUGGAAGAAUUUGAGAUGACGCUGACUAGCAUGAUUACAAGUCCUUUGCCCCGAGACUUGGAUCAACUCGAACAAUUCGUCGUCAACCAAAGGCAGUUCGAGACGGAAUUACAAUCGCUUCAACUCGAACUCGAGUCGAUUAAGGAGAACGUGGAAGCCUGUCCGUGCAAAACACCGCAAAUGCAAACAAAAAUAGACAGUUGCAACAGCCAAUGGAAGAAGAUCUGGGAAAAUUCAAAUUUGUACGUCGAGCGCCUUAAAGGAAGCGAAAUUGUCUUGAAUGGUCUAGAAGUCAUGAACAAGUUCGUGUCCUGUUUGGAGACCCAAUUGAUCACUAAGAAAAUGCAGUACGAUCCGGAAGCACUGCGCAAAGUUCAUGAUGACUUGAUCGACAUGCAGUCGAAUAUCCAGAUUCAACAGGAUGCUGUCGACCAACUGGCAGAGGAAGCUGUCGUUGUUCGCCAACUAGUGAUCAGAUCGCGAAAUUCAGUCAACACAACCAUCCGCAAACAUCCGGAUGUCGACCGGUUGGAUGCAGAAAUAAAAGCGGUUCUCACUCGCUUGGACAACAUUCGCGCUCAAGUUGUCGAACGGCUACAGAUUUGCGUGUCGACUGUUGAACAUCAGGAAUCCUCCGCCAAAUUGCAGGAUAAUCAUCCAAUAUCCGACACCGCGAACGAUGCUUCCAGUAAGAUGCCGUCAAUCAUGAAUGAGAUCAAGAUCGAGUCAUCGCUGUCAGUACCUUCAGUAUUAAAUGCUGAUAAGGAUAACGCCAGUUACGACCACUCUGAAGAGCAACCUGAAAUUGAACAACACCCUCGAGAGUUGGCGCCCUGUUUGGAUAUGGACGAACGGAUGAACGUUCUUAAGAAAGCUAUGGCUAUAGUAAAGGAGUUUCAAGACAAAUUCUUUCCCAUCGCCAACUGGUUGGAUGAAAUGGAAAGUAAAAUCAAAGAUAUGGAGGUUGUUGCCACCGAUGAAGAAAGGAUCCAAAAGAGCAUCGAAGAACACAGUGUCCUUCACGACGACAUUCUCGGAAGAAGACAGGAUUUCGAUAGCCUGGCGAAUAAUUUCACCGAUUUGAUGUCACUAGUCACAGAAGAAGAGGCAAACGUCCUGGCAGACCGUCUUGCAGAACUAACUGACCGUUAUGGUGCCUUGGUGGAGAAUUCGGAGACUCUAGGGCGGUUGCUGGGCGAUGCCAAGAAUGGUUUGAGACACCUGGUUCUAUCGUAUGAAGAUUUACUGUCCAGGAUGGAAAGUAUGGAAACCAAGUUGAAGGACUACAGCCUGUCAGUACACGUUGAAAAAUUACAAGAGCAAAUGGAGGAGCUGAUGCAUCUGACGGAAGAAGUGGCCAGAUAUCAACGUCAGAUAGAAUCUGUUGUUGACACUGGUCUAGAGCUAAUGCGCCAUAUAACCAACGAGGAAGCUCUGCAACUUCAAGAAAAACUCGAUUCUAUUCAACGUCGUUACAUUGAAUUGACUGUAAGAGCUGAUGAACUGUUGAAAGAAGCUCAUGAGACUCAACCAGUCAUCGAACAGUUUCAUUUGUCGCACAAUCGCCUUGCCAAUUAUCUCUUGGACGCUGAAGAUCGCUUGCAAGCUUUGGAUUCUUCAUCGACAGCUUCAAGCGGAAGCGCUGGAUUGCACGUUCAAGAAUGCAUUAUCGCCCACUUAGAGAAAUUACUUAUCGAAGUUAGACCUUUCUUGGAUAUGGUCAAUCAGAAUGGGCCAAUGCUCUGCGGAAGAUGCCCAGAUGAAGGGGCUGCUUAUAUAGAAUCUUUGAUCACUCGCGACAACCGUCGCUUUGACGCUGUUCAUGAACAGAUGCAACGAAAGACCAAACGACUGCGUUUAUAUAAGCAACGCCUGGUGGAAGUGGUGAGUGAUCUUGACGAACUGCUGGACUGGUUCCGCGAAAUAGAACAGCAGGUACGGGAAGCUGAACCUCCCAGUUGUGAUCCGAGGAUCAUUGGCGUUCAACUUAAAGAGCACAAAAGCGUCGGUGAAGAAAUAUCCUCUCAAAAAGGACGUAUACGCGACAUUCUCUCAGCCAGUCAGACAGUGCUUCGUCAGUCACCUCAGACUGAAGAUUCUGCCUUCAUCAGAGAGAAGAUGGAAGAUCUUAAGGAAAUUAGGGAUCACGUUUCCGAAUUGAACGCGGACCGAUUGAGUAUCCUGGAGCAAGCCCUACAUUUAGCGAAGCAUUUUCAUGAAGCCCACUCUGAUCUUUCCAACUGGCUGGAUGAGAUAGAGGAAGCGUUGGCAAAUGCGGAUGAUCCAGCCAUUCAUCUCAAACAGAUCGAUCGUCAACAGGAAGUCAACAAACUCCUCAUGUCCGAAAUUGCCGAGUACAAACCAAUCUUUGAAAAACUGAACAAGACUGGUAGCACUCUAGCCCAGCUAUGUCUUGAGGAAGAAGGUGUCAAAGUCCACGAUAUCAUCGAAUUGCACAAUGCCCGGUAUGCUGCUUUGCGAUCAGGUGUGCGAGAACGCCAAAAAACCCUUGAAGAGGCUCUGCAAAAGACGAGUCAAUUCUCUGACAAACUGAACGGCAUGCUCACCGCUUUGACUAAUGCUUUCGAACAAGUGAAAUCGGCUGAGCCCAUCUCUGCCCACCUUGAUAAGAUUCAGGAAGAGAUGCAAGAAAACGAAUCUAUUGUUGAAGACUUGAAGAAGAGGGAGUCUGCUUUUGAGGCAGUGAAACGAACCGCCGACGAAAUUAUAAUGAAGAAUCCUUCAGAUUCAGGCGUGAAAGACAUCAUUGACAAACUAAAGAAGUUGUCCGACCUAUGGGAAACGGUCAAUUCUGCAACCGAAGAGCGUGGCAAGUCUCUGGAAGAAGCGUUGGGCCUUUCCAAGCACUUCUGGGAAGAAUUGCAAGUUGUUGCGGCGAUCUUGAAAGAACUACAAGGAACCUUAACUACUCAAGACCCACCUGCCGUCGAACCGACAAAAAUUCGGCAACAACAGGCCAACUUACAACAUGUCAGGACCGAUAUCGAGAAAACCCAACCUAAAGUGGAGCACUGCCGCCAAGUUGGUCAGGAGCUUAUCAAUUUGUGUGGAGAGCCCGAUAAGCCGGAAGUAAAAAAACACAUUGAAGAGUUGGAUUCCGCCUGGGAUAACGUCACUACAUUGUAUAUUAAACGAGAAGAGAACCUCAUCAAUGCCAUGGAAAGGUCCAUGGAAUACCAUGAUAUUCUCAAUACCCUGUAUGAGUUCUUGGAGAAAGCAGAGGAAAAAUUCCGAGGAAUGCAACCUCUUGGAACCGAUAUCGAGACGGUUAAACAACAAAUUGAACAGCUCAAAGCAUUUAAGGCUGAAGUUGAUCCUCACAUGAUUAAAGUGGAGACCCUCAACAGGCAAGCAUCCGAUCUUCUACUUUGCUCAUCACCCGAUCAAGUGUCCCGUUUGAAAGAACCCUUGGCCAAGGUUAAUCGGCGCUGGGAAGAUCUUUUGCGGGGAGUUGUCGACAUGCAACGUGAGUUAGAGAAGGCCCUGUUGCAUCUAGGACAAUUCCAGCAUGCUCUCAAUGAACUGUUGGUCUGGAUCCAACGAACCGAUAGCACUCUGGAUGAAUUGAAACCCGCUCAUGGAGAUCCGAGUGUAAUAGAACUAGAAUUGGCCAAGCUAAAGGUGUUUAUCAACGACGUCCAAGCCCAUCAGAGCACUGUCGACACUCUCAACGACGCCAGCCGGAAGUUGUUUGAAGCAGACGAAAGUUCUGAUGAUCCCAACAAUAAUCAAAAACAAUUGGCGCUUCUAAAUAAAAAGUGGGGUGAUAUGGUAGAAAAAGCCUCGAAUCGCCAGCAGGAACUUGAAGAUGCCUUGAAGGAGGCUGAACAAUUCACUGCUGAGAUACAAGACCUGUUGCAAUGGCUCAACGAAAUCGAUAAUGCCCUGUCCAUGUCGAAGCCGGUGGGUGGUCUACCAGAGACGGCAUCAGACCAACUUGAACUCUUUAUGGAAAUAUACCAAGAGUUGGAAAAGAACCUGCAAUUAGUUGAAAGCUGCCACGAACGCGGUGCCGGUUACCUGAAUCAAUCAACCGAUCGUGCCGCUUCUUCACUUCAACGUAAUUUGGAAACGUUAAAACAACGCUGGGAUAACAUUAUGAAUAGAGCCAAUGACAAGAAAAUCAAGUUAGAAAUCGCUCUUAAGGAGGCCACCGAAUUCCAUGAUGCCCUACAAGUGUUCAUCGAGUGGCUGACUAAUGCCGAGAAAACUUUAAGCGGCUUCAAACCCGUCUCCCGCGUCAUGGAGACCGUCGUCUCUCAGAUCGAGGAUCACAAAUCCCUCCAAAAGGGCAUUUUGAUUCAGAGGGAUGCGAUGGUUAACCUAGAUAAGAAGGGGACCCACUCAAAGUACUUCAGCCAGAAGCAGGAUGUGAUCCUCAUCAAGAACCUUCUCAUAAGUGUUCAACAUCGCUGGGAGCGUGUCCUAUCAAGAGCUGCCGAACGAACAAGAGCACUGGACCACGCCUAUAAAGAGGCGAAAGAGUUUCACGACUCGUGGCACAAGCUGUAUUCGUGGUUAGAGGAAGCUGAAAAAGGAUUCGAUGAUGCUGAGCUGAAAUUGAGCUCAGACCCCGAAAAGAUAAAGCAGCUGUUGGCCAAACACACAGAGUUCCAGCAAAUUCUUGAUGCUAAAAAACCGGGAUACGACGGUGUUGUGCGACUCGGCAAACUAAUCAAGGAUCGUGCUCCCAAGACAGAUGAGUCCACUCUGAAUCUGAUGAUGUCUGACAUGAAAGCCAAAUGGCAAUCCGUUUGCAACCAAUCAGUUGACCGCCAAAGGAAACUCGAAGAAGGAUUGCUCUUCUCUGGGCAAUUCGAGGACGCCAUUAAAGCGUUGGUCGAUUGGUUAUGCAAAACCGAUCGGAUUCAAAUGGCUGAAAGUCCCGUUCACGGAGAUUUGGACACGGUGAUGUCAUUGCGUGAACAACACAGUGACUUUGAAGAAGAGCUUCAGAGCCGAUUUGUUCAGGCAGAACAAGUCCAAAAAAUGGCCGUCGAUGUCAUGGCAAUCGCUAGCGAAGAGGACAAAACAGCCAUUGAAAAGCAAGUGUCUGAACUGGAAGUCACCUGGGAUAAUGUUUCAAAAUCUUCGAACACCAGGUCUGCACGGCUUGAAGAAGCAUUAGUCCAGUCUGAGACUUUGCACAAAGCAGUAAACGUGCUUCUCGAAUGGUUCUCUGAUGCCCUGACGAAACUGCGAUUCGCUGGUCCUUUACCUGAUGAAGAAACAGAAGCACUGCAACAGUUGGAUGAUCACCAUAAAUGUUUGGAAGAAUUGAUCAAGAAAGAGACUGACAAAGACGAUAUAAUGGCCAUGGCUCAAGAUAUCCUCGAAAAGGCUCACCCUGACGCUGUACCUGUUAUUCAUCAUUUGAUUACGGUCGUACAAUCUCGGUGGGAAGAAGUUAUGGCAUGGGCUAACCAGCGUGAGCAACGUCUAAAGGAGCACUUGUGCAAUGUGCGUGAAAUGGCUUCCAUUUUGGAAGAACUUCUCGCUUGGCUCUCCAUUGCGGAGAACACGAUGGAUACAUUAGAAGCUGAACCUUUGCCUGAUGAUCUGCCUUUCGUCGAAAUUUUGGUCAAGGAUCACCAAGACUUUAUGGAAGACAUGGCCAAAAGACAACCUGAGAUGGAUCGCUUUUGCAGGACUAGGACACCUGACCGAGAAAAUUCGCAAAUCCCUCGAAUACUUCGAUCCAGUUACAAACCACCAUCGGGACAGUCUACUCCUGGGUUACAACAAUCAACUCGAAAAUCAAGCAAGGUGAACCUGGAAGGAUCACCGUGUAGUCCUCGUGCACGUCAUCUCUGGGAUCGCUGGCGCAACGUUUGGAUGAUGGCCUGGGAGCGCCAGCGACGCCUCCAAGACAAACUGAAUUAUUUGCAAGAGAUUGAAAAAGUGAAAAACUUCAGCUGGGACGACUGGAGGCGCAGAUUCAUGAAAUACAUGAACAAUAAAAAAUCUCGGGUGACGGAUCUUUUCCGCAGAAUAGAUCGGAAUAACGAAGGAUUUAUUCCUCGCGAGGAUUUCAUCGAUGGAAUCAUGAAGACCAAGUUCCCAUCAAGCCGUAUCGAGAUGAAUGUCGUGGCCAAUAUGUUUGAUCGCAACAACGAAGGAUCUAUCGAGUGGAAGGAGUUUCUGACGGCCUUACGGCCUGACUGGGAAGAGCGUCCCACAACCGAAGACGAGAUCAUCCAGGAUGAAGUGGAACGCGCAGUUAACCAAUGCACUUGCCGCAACGCAUUCAAAGUUCACCAGGUCACUGAAGGCCAGUACCGGUUCGGCGAGAACCAGAAACUUCGUCUAAUCCGUAUUCUACGCUCGACUGUGAUGGUACGUGUCGGUGGUGGAUGGGAAGCACUUGGUGAAUUUCUUGUUAAGAAUGAUCCCUGCCGUGUUAAAGGCAAGACCAACUUUGAGCUUCGCGAGCAGUUUUUGCCCGAAGGCACCUCUCAAGGAAUGACACUUUUCAAGUCCAGGACGAGCCCCAACAGCUCCGUGUCUAGUCAGCUUGGAAGCAGCCAAACGAUCUUCUCGCCCCUUCAUACACCUUCACCAUCUCUUACCACUGCUGGGCCCAUCUCUAAGGUCCGGGAAAGAAUAGUACGCAAUAAGGAGUCCCCGUUGCUUCAGUCGUUAUCUGUUGGAACACCCGACACCUCAGUAAGCGAGAGCGAUGGAUCUUUCCAAAUUAGCCGAAAAACCCCCGCUUCUCGGAAGUCUAUGAUAAACGGAAGUCGUUCUGGAAGUCGGUCAACUAGCCGCCUCUUGGAUUCCAGAAACAGAUCGGUUCAGUCGCUGGAUGGUUAUGACGGUGGAUCCGUACAAAAUACACCCAUUGGAAAUCGUCGUUCUCUAAAGCAACCAAGCUGGUCGUGCACCUUACCUCGAAAAAGACCAGCUGUUCCGUCGCUAUCACUUGUGGAAACUCGCGCUCGCCAUCCAAGCGGAUUAAGCGCAUCAGGCAUUUCACCCAGCCCAUCUGGGGUUUUCAAUGGAGGCGCCAUCAGCGCUGCUAGUCGAUCAAGGAUAUUACGAACUUCCUCCGCUUCUAGUAUCCCUAUAUUAACAUCAACGCCGGCUAGGGAUCACAGUGACUCUGGGCCCAACAGUACCUGCAUUCCGGAUACACCCAAAACGAUGAGAGGUGAUCCGCUGACUGCCGUAGUACGCAAAGUCGUAAGCACAGGCAUUAGAAAACCUUCCAGUAUGUCAACAUUCCGACCUAGUCCCAAGUAAAAAUUGAAAUAAUGAUCUUGUUCCAUCCCUUUUUGUAAUAGGAAAUUGUAAUCAUAUUUACUCUUUUCUAGUUCUCACUAUCCCUGUUAAAAAAAGUUAUACUUUAUUAUAAAACAAAUCCAAGCAAUACAAAUCCCUUAGUUAAUUAUA